Messenger RNA from Nerophis lumbriciformis (worm pipefish), 807 nucleotides. NCBI's taxonomy places the organism in Eukaryota, Metazoa, Chordata, Actinopteri, Syngnathiformes, Syngnathidae. The record is from RefSeq and is a predicted model, not a curated record.
AUGCGCAUGGAGCUGCACAACCUGCUGUACGAGUCGGCGGCGCUGGCGGGCCCCCCGCAGUUCCUCCGGAGCCCGCCGCCGGGCGCGCCCCUCUGCCCGCAGGCCGACCCGGGCGGAGACAUCGGGGAAACGGAGACCUCGGUGGACCUGAGCGCCUACAUCGAGCCGUCCGCCUUCCACGACGACUUCCUGGCCGAACUUUUCCAACACCCGUCGAGGAUGCGCGCCGCCGAGUACGAGCACGCGCACGGACCCCAACUCACCUACGGCAAGACGGACGCCGCGGCGCUCAAGACGGAGGACCUGUGCGACGUGCACACUCGCCCGCUCUCCAUCAAGCAGGAACCGUGCGACGAGGACUUCCUGCGCGCCGGCUACCACGCGCCUCCUUACCCGCCUCCGCACCUGCAGUACCAAGCGGCCCGCUGCGCGCAGACCUCGGUGCACCUCCGGCCGGGUCAUCCCACCCCGCCGCCCACCCCCGCGGGUAGCCCUCACCCGCAGGCGCCGCACGACCCGCGGCGUCGGCCGCUCCCGGCGACCGGCAAGUCCAGGAAGCACGUGGACAAGAGCAGCCCCGAGUACCGUCUGAGACGCGAGCGCAACAACGUGGCGGUGCGCAAAAGUCGAGACAAAGCCAAGAUGCGCAACAUGGAGACGCAGCAGAAGGUUCUGGAGCUCGGCUCCGACAACGACAGACUCAGACGACGCGUGGAGCACCUCAGCCGCGAGUUGGACGCCCUGCGCGGCCUCUUUCGCCAGCAGCAGCAGCACGACCCCCGCUACGGGGGGCACGUGCACAGCUGA